This is a messenger RNA of Pollicipes pollicipes, 1115 nucleotides long. RefSeq names its product methyltransferase-like protein 24. Bases 68 to 769 code for a protein of 233 amino acids. Lineage: Eukaryota; Metazoa; Arthropoda; Thecostraca; Pollicipedomorpha; Pollicipedidae. The record is from RefSeq and is a predicted model, not a curated record. The transcript has a single exon.
CCAGGUGUACCAGCAGCUGGCUCGGGCGCUCUCGGAGGCCAACCUGCGCACGCACUGCCGCCGGCUGAUGCAGCCGGGCGGCAAGUGCUUUUGUUCGGGGAAUGACGGCGGCCAGUGUGAAGUGGUCGCCGCCAUGGACGGCAAGAAGCCGGUGUGCCUGGACGCGGGGCUGCUGCCGGAGGGCGAGCCGUGCCUGGUCUAUUCGUUCGGCGUCAGGACCGAUCCGUCGUUCGAGGUCGAGAUGGCGCGCUUCGGGUGCGAGGUGCACGCGUUCGACCCGACGGUGGCCAAAAUGACGUCGCUGCCGGCGGGCGUGCAGCACCACCUCAUCGGCAUCGACGGACGCACGUGGACGCACCGCACCGCCGAUGGCCGCGAUCUGCCGCUGAUGACGCUCGACGACCUCAAGAGCGCGCUGGGCCACGAGGGCCGUCGCAUCGACUACAUUAAGCUGGACGCUGAGGGCAGCGAGUGGAACGUGCUGCAGCACCAGCUGACCGCCGGCGGCACGGCGCUGCGCGGCACGCCGCAGGUGGCUAUCGAGUUCCACCUGAUGUUCCCGCACGGGACGCUCAGCGACAACCCGAGCUGGCAGCACCAGCUGUUGGAGGAGGACGCGCGCCAUCAGCUAAGGACGCUGCGCGCGCUGGAGACGGCCGGGUUCCGGCUUGCCACGAUCAAGUCCUUCGGCGAGUUCCCCGGCAUCGGCCUGGCGCACGCGUAUGAGACGCUCUGGAUCCAGCGCGAGGGGGGCGACGAGGGGACCUAGUGGUGGGCGCCGGGCUUAGUCAUAAUGCCGAGGUAUCAGUCCGAGCAUGCCGCUUCGAGUCUUUGGUGAAUCCCUCCAAGGUUGCUUGAGUCAGGGCUCCAGGUCGAGGCACUGAGAUGUUGAAUCUUGCUUCGGUCCAUGCUCCAGUGCCUUGAGUAUGAAUCCAAAUCCGAGAGAUUCAAUUACACUGGACAUGAGUCCGAUCUCGUCCCUGAUUCAUGAAUGCCAUUCCAAGAAGAGCAAUUAAAUGGAGUUUAGAGUCGACUACGAGCCCAUCACGAUAUUACUCUGUCAUGAAUGUUCUAUGACUGUAAUGGUCUAUACCUGCAAUGCUGUGGUUGCUCAC